Molecule: messenger RNA, 3092 nt
Organism: Durio zibethinus
Lineage: Eukaryota; Viridiplantae; Streptophyta; Magnoliopsida; Malvales; Malvaceae
Product: LEAF RUST 10 DISEASE-RESISTANCE LOCUS RECEPTOR-LIKE PROTEIN KINASE-like 2.1
Biological process (GO): protein phosphorylation
Molecular function (GO): ATP binding; polysaccharide binding; protein kinase activity
Source: RefSeq, a predicted model, not a curated record
AUUGGUGUCUAAACCAACGUUCUUAUGCACAGUAUUGGGGAAUUAUCAUUUACUUUUGCAAAGUCAUACCCAGAAUCAUUUCUACAUAGAAAUGAAGGAAGAAGUGACAAAUACCAAAUCCUUAUCUUCUUUCCUUAAUGGCUGCCGUCCAUAACAAGUCAUGUUACGGUAUCACUGGGGAAAUGAAAGGCCCCCAGCACGAUCAAAACAAAGCACAAUCUUAGUAAGAAUGUUUCAAAAUUUUAGUCCAAUCAUUAAUAAAAAAUGGGAAGCUUCUUUCUAACGUCUUUGAAGUGAUUAGAAUCAUUAACUAAUUUAAUCAUAAAAAGUCUCUUGGUGACAUUCAUAGUCCUUUUUUCCUUUGUUUUUAUUCUUUGCAGUGUUUGUUUGUCAAGUCAUUAAUAUAAAUUUCUUUUUUUUUUUAAUUUCACUUUAGUGAGAAAUAAAGAUAAAUUCAAAACCCUACAUCCAUUUGCCAAAUUCUCCACCUUGAUAAAAAUGCCAAAUUCUCCCAUUCCCCUCUAGAAAUUACUUGUUAGCAAACAAAUUAGCUCUCUCUCUCUCUCUCUCUCUCUCCCCAUGUCAAACUCCAGUAUGCAUCUCAAUUUUUCUGCAACUUCAUCACCCCUGGUUUUUCUCGUCAUAAUCCUUUUGUCAGUUCAAAUUCCAACCUUUUUAUGUCAAGGUAAUGACAGCUAUGUGGUAUGCAGCAAACCAUUUCAGUGCGGAAACCUCCUAAAUGUUAGCUAUCCAUUUUGGGGAGGUGAUAGGCCGGAGUAUUGUGGGUAUCCAGGGAUGGAGUUAACUUGCCAGGGAGAAGAAACCCAGAUUACAAUCCUGUCAAUAAGUUACAAAGUGAUUGAGAUCAACUUGGAUAUACAAGCUUUCACUGUGGCUAGAACAGAUUAUCUGACAAAUCUUUGUCCCCAGAAGCUUGUCAACACCACCUUGGACUUCAGCUUUUUAAGUUAUGCUUGGAAUCUUGAGAACAUAACGUUGUACUAUGGUUGUCUUACGAUUGCCAACCUGUCUUCAGGGUUUCCAAGUCAGUUUAACUGCAGCAACAAUGGAACCGGUGUGAAUUACUAUGUUACUGCAUCUGCUUUUGGCAAUCUUUCAGCUGAAGUAAAAGGGGGCUUGGGAUCUUGUCAAACCAAUGUUAUUGUUCCAGCUUUUUAUACAGCAGUUCAGACAAUAGAGAGCAACCCAACCCCAGAAACAUUAGUUCUACCCCUUGGUAAUGGCUUUGGGCUGAAAUGGGAUGCAAAUAUUGCUUCUCAAUGUGAUAAAUGCAAUGCUUCUGGUGGGAGGUGUGGCUAUAACAACACUUUGGGUCAAUUCACUUGUUACUGCUCAGAUCAUGCUUAUGCAUCAACUUGUCUUCUAUCAGGGUCAUCCAAUGGGAACAUUAAACUAAUCAUAGGAUUAGCAGUGGUUGGGGCUACUAUUAUGGUAUUUUGUGUUGUGGUGUUUAUCUUGAGGCUUAAGAAAGUACCCUUGUCAAGAGGAAUGCUGAUGAAUUUCCAGCAAAUGAAAAAGAACACUGAAAGGAUUGAGGCAUUUAUUAUGAGGUAUGGUUCUGAUCUUGCUCCGCAUCGAUAUUCUUAUUCAGACAUCAAGAAAAUGACCAAGUCAUUCAAAGACAAGCUAGGGGAAGGGGGAUUUGGCACUGUCUACAAAGGAAAAUUACCUGAUGGUCGUCUUGUUGCUGUAAAAGUCCUAAGUGAAACAAAUGGGGGUGGGGAGGAAUUCAUCAAUGAAGUGGCUAGUAUUAGUCGAACCUCUCAUGUCAAUGUAGUGGCUUUUCUAGGUUUCUGUUAUGAGAGCUCAGUGAGAGCUCUAAUGUAUGAAUUCAUGCCCAAUGGAUCUCUGGAUAAGUUCAUCUGUCAUCAAGGAUCCCCGGAUAAAAGUCAUGUACUAGAGCAGAAAACAUUGUUUGAGAUUGCAAUUGGCAUUGCUAGAGGACUAGAAUAUCUGCAUCGAGGUUGUAGCACAAGGAUUUUGCAUUUGGACAUAAAGCCUCAUAACAUCCUUCUAGAUGAGAGCUUUUGUCCCAAGAUUUCGGAUUUCGGUCUUGCUAAGCUAUGUGAGCGGAAGGAGAGCAUCCUUUCAAUGAUAAGUGCUAGAGGAACGAUUGGAUAUAUAGCUCCGGAACUAUUUUGUCGAAACUUUGGAGGAGUCUCAUACAAGUCUGAUGUUUAUAGCUAUGGGAUGAUGGUCCUUGAAAUGGUUGGAGCAAAAGAAAAUGUUCAUAUUGAAGAGUCUCUAACUAGUAAAAUGAAUUUUCCUUUAUGGAUUUAUGAGCAUCUCCAACAAGAAGCUUAUUUCAAUCUUCAAGGAAUCACAGCUGAAGAUGAAGAAAUAACUAAGAAGAUGAUUAUUGUGAGCUUGUGGUGCAUUCAAACUAAUCCAUCGGAUCGACCAUCAAUGACAAAGGUGCUAGAGAUGUUGCAAGGAAGCCUUCAAUCUCUACCAAUUCCACCAAGACCUUUCCUGUUUUCUCCUCAGAGAUCGCCUCCAAACUCCUCAUCAACAGCAUCAUUAUUUGCAUCAUCCACGACCAUGAGUACUGAAUAAUAAGGGAUUAUACAUAUAUAUAUAUAUAUAUAUAUAUAUCAUCACUGUUUGAUAUUGUAUAAAAAUUAAAGAUAUCUCAUGUGUGUCUAGAUGAUAAUUUUCAACCUGUGAUCACAACUAUUAUUAGUGAACUUCUUAAACCAUUUUCUAUAGCAAGUGUAGCUUUUUCGUUUUGUACAUACACUUUUUAUAGACCUAGUGAGUUCCAACCAGUUUCUCAAAACCUUUGCAGAGAUCUUCAUUCUGCUCAGUUACAAUUUCAGUUGUGUUUAUUACUCUCAUUAGUUGUAGUACUGCAUAUUGACAAAAGAUAAUUAAGACUGUGCCUCAUUAUGGCCUUUAAAUGUAGGUUCUAAAUUCAGUUUUCAAAUCUGUUCCCCUCAACUAUAUAAAAGGAAAAAAAAAUGUUGAUAUGUAACAGUAUUAAGUUUUUAAAUGACUUUUCAUGCGGCUAAAAAGUAAACUAGAGUUGAACCGAAGGUUUAACUUAGUUCAUACAAUUACCUUGACCUUAC